Molecule: messenger RNA, 1622 nt
Organism: Artibeus jamaicensis (Jamaican fruit-eating bat)
Lineage: Eukaryota; Metazoa; Chordata; Mammalia; Chiroptera; Phyllostomidae
Gene: KRT16
Product: keratin 16
Exons: 8
Coding region: 86-1471 (461 amino acids)
Cellular component (GO): keratin filament
Molecular function (GO): structural molecule activity
Source: RefSeq, a predicted model, not a curated record
GCCGUCCCAGCACCUUCUCAGAUCCUGAGCACCUUUCUCUUCUCUCUGCUGACUUGCUCCCUCACUCGCCUCCCUCCUCGGCACCAUGACCAGCUGCAGCCGCCAGUUCACCUCCGGCUCCAUGAAGGGCUCCUGUGGCAUCGGCUCCAGCCGCAUGUCCUCUGUCGUGGCUGGAGGGUCCUGCAGGGCCCCUGGCAACUUCGGGGGCAUGUCGGUCUCCACCUCUCGCUACUCCUCCGGGGGGGCCUGCGGGCUGGGAGGCGGCUAUGGCGGUGGCUUCAGCAGCAGUAGUAGCUUUGGUGGGGCCCUGGGAAGUGGUUUCGGUGGUGGCCUUGGUGCCGGCUUCGGCGGUGGCUUCGGCGGUGGCUUCAGUGGUGGCUUCUGUGGUGAUGAUGGUGGCCUCCUCUCUGGCAACGAGAAGAUCACCAUGCAGAACCUCAAUGACCGCCUGGCCUCCUACCUGGACAAGGUGCGCGCCCUGGAGGUGGCCAAUGUCGACCUGGAGGUCAAGAUCCGAGACUGGUACCAGAAGCAGCGGCCCGCUGAGACCAAGGACUACAGCCCCUACUUCAAGACCAUCGAGGACCUGAGGAACAAGAUCAUCGCCGCCACCAUUGAGAACGCUAAGCCCAUUCUGCAGAUCGACAAUGCUAGGCUGGCAGCUGACGACUUCAGGACCAAGUACGAGCAUGAGCUGGCCCUGCGCCAGAGCGUGGAGGCCGACAUCAACGGCCUGCGCAGGGUGCUGGACGAGCUGACCCUGGCCAGAGCCGACCUGGAGAUGCAGAUCGAGAGCAUGAAGGAGGAGCUGACCUACAUGAAGAGGAACCACGAGGAGGAUAUGUUCGUCCUGCGGGGACAGACUGGUGGGGACGUCAAUGUGGAGAUGGACGCCGCCCCAGGUGUGGACCUGAGCCGCAUCCUCAACGAGAUGCGUGACCAGUACGAGCAGAUGGCAGAGAAGAACCGCAGAGACGCCGAGGCCUGGUUCUUGAGCAAGACCGAGGAGCUGAAUAAGGAAGUGGCCUCCAACAGUGAGCUGGUGCAGAGCAGUCGCAGCCAGGUGACCGAGCUCCGGAGGACGCUCCAGGGCCUGGAGAUCGAACUGCAGUCCCAGCUCAGCAUGAAAGCAUCCCUGGAGGGCAGCCUGGAGGAGACCAAAGGCCGCUACUGCAUGCAGCUGGCCCAGAUCCAGGGGCUGAUCGGCAGCGUGGAGGAGCAGCUGGCUCAGUUGCGCUGUGAGAUGGAGCAUCAGAGCCAGGAGUACCAGAUCCUGCUGGACGUGAAGACACGGCUGGAGCAGGAGAUCGCCACCUACCGCAACCUGCUGGAUGGCCAGGACCCCAUUCUCUACUCUCCUGCCUCCACGUCCGGCCGAGAUGUCUCCUCUUCGUCUGGUCGCCAGACCCGGCCCAUCCUCAAGGAGCAGGGCUCCACGAGCUUCAGCCAGAGCCAGAACUCCAAACAAUGAGCUGCCUCAGCCAGAGCCUCCUGCCCACCUGGCGGCCUCACCUCCAAAAGGCCUGGGUCAGGCUCCUCUUCUCCCUGCGCAGGUCCCAGCUGUCUCCCCUCCCUCUCCGCUGGUGGCGGGCUAAUAAAGCUGAGUUUCUGAUUGAUGCAAA